ACUUGGGUUUUCAUCUGCUUUUCAGUGUUCUUCGUAUGAAGCAUGUAGAACUGUUCAAGAAUAUAUAAAAUGUUUAAAGUGCCUGUGAACAUGAAUAUGGAUUUUUUAAUGGUUAAUUCUCUGAUGGUAGAAUUAUGAAAAAAAUCCCUUACUUGGUAAUAAGGUCAAACUUACAAAAUUUAACCACAUUAUACACAUUAUUUAACCAUAUUACCUCUAUGUUGAACAUUAACAAAAUUGUGUUAUGUCCUUUGGAUUUUGGAUUACUGGUAAAUAUAUCAGAACAUUUAAUAACGAUCACUCAUCUUAUUGUGACAAAUGUGAGCUAUUAUAUGAAUUUAAACAUUUUAAUCAAACUAAAUUUUUACAUGCUGAUAUUUUUUUAAACGUAUUAACAUGAGGUAAAGUUUUUGAAAACAGCUACAUAGAUACUGUUUGUUUUAUUGACUUAGCAGAAUUAAAUCUCUGCAUGCUAUUUCUGUAGUGUUCACUCUGGUCCUGUUUACUGUCAUGUGCAGUGCUUUAUAUGGAGAUUUAAAUAAAGCAAAGCUUAAAUUAGAAGGUCAGUGUGACAGAGGGAUAAAUGAAAAUAACAGAAGUGAGCAAUUCUCACAGUUCAUAAAACUUUUCACUUUUUCCACUUGAAUAAAUAGGAACGCACAGCAGCCAUUAACUGUUUGAGUGCUAGCUGAGCAGUGUGUUUCUAAAUGCUGAGAUUAAAUAUUGAAAAAACAUCUAAUGCUGAGGAAAAUCUGUAGUUUUCAAUAAAUGUCUUAAAUAUCUAUUAUUAUUUAAAAUAAUCUUGAGAGUUUUUAUAGAUGUUUUAAAAGUAUUACAGUGACACUAAUGGAUUUCCCAUUGGAAAUUGUUAAUUUACUAAUAAAGAGAUCACAGACGUAAAUGCUAUUGACUUAGAUUUAAGAACUAAAAUAUGUGCUGCUACUAUUUCAAUUCUUUUUAGAUGGAAAGUGGACUCGAAAUCAUAAAGGAGGUGUCCUGGAAAAAACAAUGCUCCAAUGUGGCAGCUAUUUUUUUCACUGAAAAAAAGCAAGCAAUCUCAAAUGGCCUUCUGAGUUACAGCAUAUCUUUGGUGCAUUGUGGUUAUCAGAUCAACUGCUCUGCUCCCAGUAGAUGCUGUCCUGUACAGUAAUUGUGCACUAGUUCAUGGUGUGUGGGAGUAACUCAAUAUACUACAAUGUGCUUCAGAUGUCAGAUAAUGCAAGUCCUACAUAUUGCUUAUCAUAGGGACAAAGACAGGCAGGUUCUCUCCUCACCUAGAGAAAUCAAGAGGUGGAGCCAGACAAACCUUUAUAGCUAAAACUCCGCAACAAGUGGGCAGACAUCGUCACUGAUCACACAGCAAAAUGAGAGGUCUUGUGUUCUUGUGCCUUAUUGGAUAUUCUCUUGCAAGCAGUUCUCCGUACUCUUGGAAUGGCCCAGGAGAUGCGAAUCAGCCUGAUCCUGGCAAUGACAAUGUUUGCCUCACUGAUUCUGAGAGCUGUGGCUGUUGCCUGAUGCAAAAGCAGAUGAUAAGAAUGGAGAAUUUCUUCAACAUAAGCCUGAAUGAGAUGCGCAAGGGCCUGGAUAGAGCUGAAUCUGCUCUGAAUAAUGUGCGCUCCAGCCGCAGUGCCUUUUCAGUGGCACUGACUGAUACUCGUCGAUGCCUUACUUCCAGCCGAGAUGACACUGUAGUGAAGUACCAGUCUAUAUUCAUUAACUUAGGCGAUGGCUACAAUGCUAGUACAGGCAUCUUUACAGUGCCACGCUCAGGGGUCUAUGCACUGGCUCUUACAGUGUACAGUGAUGCAGGUGCCCCUGGCGCCCUCUUGGCUGCCUGUGCUCGCUUGCGUAAAAAUGGUCGCGUGAUUGCAGCACUCAGUGAAUAUAACACACAGGACCAGGAGGACAGUGCUACAAUUGUAAUGGCAAUGCAAAUGCAGACAGGGGACAAGUUGGAUGUGAUUCUUCCUUCUGGCUGCUACCUGUGUGAUGACAACAGCCAUUUCAACACGUUCAGUAGCUUUUUGCUUUAUGCUACAGAUUAAUUUUUAUUUUAUUUCUCUGAUCCCCUGUCCAUGUUUAGACCCUUGCAAUAAUAAUUGUGAUCCUUUAAAAUUAAGGCCAUGUAUCCAUUGGCUCCCAUGUUGAAUUCCUGAUCUGAUAAUUAGUUUGUUAGAUUUCCAGUUCACAAAUGUGCCCCAGGUUCAAAAUUGUUGAGACAGGUUUACUGCUUACUAUGUAAAAUCACAUUCACAAAAUAUAUAUUUUUGCUAAUCUUUAACCCACUUUUUUGUUAAUCUUUAGUCUGUGUAAGUCUG
Messenger RNA from Silurus meridionalis, 2318 nucleotides. It is a transcript of the gene cbln20, whose product is annotated as cerebellin 20. Bases 1365 to 2045 code for a protein of 226 amino acids. NCBI's taxonomy places the organism in Eukaryota, Metazoa, Chordata, Actinopteri, Siluriformes, Siluridae. Gene Ontology annotation, molecular function: protein binding. The record is from RefSeq and is a predicted model, not a curated record. The transcript has 4 exons.